ACAGAUACAAGAUUUACAUUGAAGGAAAAACAUGGUCCGUUAGUGAGAAAUACAUAUUGGCAUGUGAUUCUAUGACUUUACUAGUGAAACCACAUUACUAUGAUUUCUACACCAGAGGUUUGAUGCCAUUGAAGCACUACUGGCCAAUAAGGGAUGAUGACAAAUGCAGGUCUAUUAAGCAUGCUGUUGAAUGGGGCAAUACUCACCCCACACAGGCGCAACAGAUUGGGAAGGAAGCAAGCAAAUAUAUCCAGGAAGAACUGAAGAUGGAAUACGUGUAUGACUACAUGUUCCAUUUGUUGAACGAGUACGCGAAGCUCUUGAAGUACAAACCAACAAAGCCUCAAGAUGCAGUGGAACUUUGUUCAGAGAGGAUGGCUUGCGGGUCAAAAGGAUUGGAGAAGGAAUUCAUGUUUGAAUCCCUUACGAAAGGCCCAUCGCUAACACCACCGUGCACAAUCCUACCUCCUUUUGAUCCUGUAACUCUCCACACUAUUGUGGAGGCAAGAGAAAAUGCAACCAAGCGUGUAGAGUCAUGGGAAGACCUAUAUUGGCAACAUUAAAACAACAAGAUGUAUGUGAACCUUACUAAUGUCAGGGCCCUUAGGCUGGUUCAUCGGUCGGUUUUAGAAAAGGUGAAAUCGAGAAUCGGACCGCACAACUUGUAUCGGUUUCGAUCAGUUUUAGCACGUUUUGAUCGAUUUUUGUAGAUCGGUUUCGGUUCGGUUUUAA
Messenger RNA from Cuscuta epithymum, 732 nucleotides. The record is from the annotation of a GenBank genome assembly. NCBI's taxonomy places the organism in Eukaryota, Viridiplantae, Streptophyta, Magnoliopsida, Solanales, Convolvulaceae.